AUGUGAUGAAAUGGCUCUUCUUCAAAUUUAGCCUUCCUAAACUUGAAAAUAAAAUGCUUUUUGAUUCUGAGUUCACGAAAAGAGAAUCUAAUAAUAGUUGGAGAUUUUGAACUAAUAUUUUAUAGAGAAUCAGCUGUAUGAACAGUCAGUAAACCUUCUAUGGAAGUUGACCUAGAAGAAAGAAAUUCUAUAGAUAUAAAGACUUGUGUAUAUUCUUAUGACUAUUAG
Molecule: messenger RNA, 228 nt
Organism: Blepharisma stoltei
Lineage: Eukaryota; Ciliophora; Heterotrichea; Heterotrichida; Blepharismidae
Source: the annotation of a GenBank genome assembly